Molecule: messenger RNA, 4620 nt
Organism: Plasmodium berghei ANKA
Lineage: Eukaryota; Apicomplexa; Aconoidasida; Haemosporida; Plasmodiidae
Product: conserved Plasmodium protein, unknown function
Exons: 3
Coding region: 1-4620 (1539 amino acids)
Biological process (GO): intracellular protein transport
Molecular function (GO): small GTPase binding
Source: RefSeq, a predicted model, not a curated record
AUGGAAAUUAGAGAAGAACACAGGAAAAUAAUAGACGCUUUAUAUGACACAUGGUCAAAUGACGAAAAGCGAAGGAAGGAAUCCGAAGAAUUUUUAAAGGACUUGGAAAAAGAUGAAAAUAUUUUAAUUUAUUUAUUGGAUAUAUGUACAUAUAACAAUGUGCAUAUUAAUGUAAGAAAGUUGGCUAUUAUGUAUUCUAAAAAUUUAAUUUCAUUGUAUUGGAAUUGUAAAAACGAAUUUCAAAUUAAAAGUGAUAUUAAAAAAAUAGUAAAGGAUAAAAUAAUUGUAUUACUUAAUGAUAGUAAUAAUAUAAAUAUAUUAUAUAAAGAAUAUUGUAUAUUAUUAAAAAAAAUAGCUCGAUAUGAACUUGUUCAUAAUUUUCCUGAAUUAUUAGAAUGCUUGUUAAAUAAUAUUAAUAUACAUAGAAAUAAUUUAAAUAAUUUGUAUAUAUAUUUAUAUCUACUUUAUAAAAUAUUAAGAGAGCAAUAUAGUAAAAAAUUAUUUAAAGACAAAAAGCAAACGUUUGAUAUUUCACAAACAGUUAUAAAUAUAUUAGAACCAUUUUGGAAUAAUAAUAUUAACAUUUAUUACAAAAAUUCAAUAGAAAAUCCAUGUAUUUAUAAUGAUGAAUAUAAUUGUGAAAAAUGUUAUGACAUUUUUUGUAUUAUGCAGCAAUAUGAAGAGUCCCUAUCAUUUAAUUAUGUCGAAAAUUGUAUAAAAAAAGAAGAUAAUAAUAACAACAGUUUGUUAACAUAUUCAUGCAUAGAAGGUUUAGAAAAAAAUAUAUUUCUUAAUUCAAAAGUCUGUAGUAUUGGAUCAACCCUGAUAAAAGCUAACACACUAAAAUAUGACCAAAACAGGAAUAAAAAAAUUGAAAUUCUUAAAUUUCUUGAUAGCAUUCUGAUCAACUUAAUUAUAAACAGAAAGGAUAUCAUAAAAAGUGGGAUAUUUCCAACUAAUAUUAACGAAAAAAAUGGAAAAAACGAACAAAACGAACAAAAAACAAAUGGUGAUGAAAAUAAAAAUAAUAAUAGUAACAUUUGUGAAAGUGGCGAUAGGGCAAUUGGGUUUUUUGAGCAGUUUUUUUUUGAAAGCCUAGUUAACAAAAUAGUAUACUUUUUAAAAUAUGUAAAUAAAAAUAGCCAAAUAUAUUAUAUGAGUUAUCUAAAAUUUUUGCUGAAAUCUUUUUUUUUGAUGGUGGAAUUUCAUAGCGAAUUUCACAUGUACUUAAAAAAAGAAAUAAUAGAAAAAUUUAUUUGUCUAUUUUUAAAAAAGAAUAUAAAUAUAAAAACAUAUAAUAAUGAAUAUGAUACCAAAUUCAUAGACAUUAUCAACUUAUGUAUAACAAUCAUAAAAUCGUUAUUUUAUCAUUUCUGUUUAAAUCAAUAUAAUUUAAUAAAACAAAAAACAGUUCGAGAAAAUUAUGUAAAUGUAAAAAAUAUUAUGAACAAUAAAAAUACAGUAAAAUUAGAAAGCUAUUAUGAAAAUUCGUUAGGAAAUAAAAUAAUAAAUAACAUAAUGACAAAUAUAAAUAAACCAGUUGAAAAUAAUAAUAUAUCAAAUAUAUUUUGUAGUAACACAGAUUUUACUUUAAAAAAUAUACUAGGAUAUAUUAGAGGAGAAGUAAAAGAGACAUUGAAAAAUGAUGAUUUUAUUUUAUUAAAUAAUGAAAAAGCUAUCGAAAUAUUUGAUUUUAUGAGAAUAUAUUGUAUCAAUCUUUCUCCGGAGCAUAUUAUAGAUAUAACAUUAAAUGUUAAAGACGAUUAUGAAAUAGAAGAAAAUAUUUUUUAUUCAAAUGGAAAAAAUUGUAUUAUUCAGUUAACACAUGAGCCUUUUUUUUUGGUUAUUUUUAAUCAUUUUUUUGAACCUUUAAUUAAUUCUUUUCAUAAUUAUGCACACUUUUUAAGAACAGCACCCCAAAAUUUAAAAAAUGUACAAAAUCCAAUUUAUUCUGAACAAGUCAUACAAUUAGAUGGCUAUUUAAAUGUUUAUUAUAUUUUAUAUCCAUCAUUUCAUAAAAAAAUAAAAAAUGAGCAUAUAUUAUGUAUGAUUCAAUUUUUUAUAGAUUUUAUAAAAAUACAACUUACGCAUCCCUUAAUUAGUUAUAGAAUAUGUCUAAUCAUAAAAGUUUGGAUUAAAAAUUACAAAGCAGCAUUUCCAUUUGUUGACGAUGUUAUAAUAUUAAUAUAUGAAAAUAUGAGAUUGUUAUAUUCACAAUUAUCUCAAAAACAUAAUUCACUUUUAUGGUUUCAAGAAAUUUCACAAAAUGAAAAGAAUAUAUUGCCUUCUAAUCAUUAUGGUUUAAAAUCGUCUAACUUUAUUCCUCUUCUUUUUUUUAAGUUCAUUUCUUUAUUUAAAUAUAUUUUCAAAUACGAGUAUGUAUACAAAAGAUAUGAUCAAAUAAAUGAAUUUCUUGUCGAGGCCCUUGUUUCCAUCCUUUCGAAGAUAAUGUAUCCGAAAAAUUCUCAGAAAAUUCUGAAAAUAAUGAGUCAUAUAAUUUUUAUAAACAACAAACAAAAAGAUAUAACAAUUUUUAAGGAAAAUUAUAAUUUUUUUCUGAAUUUGUACAUAAAUAGUAACACACUAAUUAGAGAAUAUAUACUAGACAUUUUGAUUAAAAUUUUAAAUAAAAAUUAUGAUGAAAAAUUGGAAUAUAUGGGAAGUGAAAAUAAAAAUGAAAAUAUAGGAGGCAGCAUUAAUUUAUACUAUCAAAUGAGUGAGCAAACAAAAAAUAUCUAUAAUGAAAAUAACAAAAUUAAUAAGGAAGUAAUUUGUGACGAAAAUAUUUUAUUUUACUUUAGUUUUGAUAUAAUAUUUUACACAAUUUCAGCGAAAGUUGGUGAAUAUAAUAAAAGAUAUGAAAAUAGUGAAAAUUUAAAUUUUGGGGAAGACAUAACAUAUAAAUAUAAAGAAAGUAUUAACAAUAUUAUUUAUAUGAAGAAUGAACAUAUAAAUUAUAAUAUUUUAAAUAUAAUUGAAAUAAAUUUAAAUAUAGACAAAAAUAUAGGCGAUCAUUUAUAUUCUCUAUGGUUAUGUAUUUUAAAAUUAACAUCAAAAUAUUUUAAUAAAAAAAAUGAAAAUAUUAUAAAAACAAUUUCUUCUUUAUAUAUAUGUAUUACAAGAUAUGUCGAAAUUUAUUUUGAAAAUUUAAAAAAUGCAAAUACACUAUUUCUUUUUGAUUUAAAUAACACAUGCUUUGACAUAAUUAUAGAAUAUUUAUGUUUUUUUAUAAAUAACGAAACAUAUAAUUAUUAUUUAACUUAUGAAGCAUUUUCGAAAAAUGUUAUAACAAAUGAGCUUUUGAAAAAUAGUCUUUUAAAUAUUUUACAAAAUAUAUUAACAAUAAAAUCAAACCAAAUUUAUGAUGAAGAACGAAUAGAAAAAGGAAUUUAUAUUUUACACAUAUGUGCAAGCUUAUAUAGAAAUUAUAUUAAAACUGAAAUACCAUCGAUUUUUAUUAAUAUUGUUAAUUUUAUAGUUAUAUAUUUUUUGAAAAUUAUAAUAAAAUAUUUUAAUAAGCUUUUUAAUAAUGAUCAAUUUGGAAAUAAAAACAAACAAUUGGUAACAAAGAAUUUGAUAUAUUAUCAAAAUCAAGAAAAUGUUUCAAAUUUUGGAAAUACAAGUUUAUAUUCAAAUUCAUUUAUUACUAUUGAAAAUCAUAAUGAAUUUUUUAUUAGGGAAAAUAAACCACACAAUGAACAAAUAAAUGAAUUUUUACAAAAUUAUAAAGAAAAACAAAGAACAAAUAUACAUGAAAAUAUAAUAAAUUAUGAUCGUGAUGAAAUAUUUUUUUCAAAUUUUACAAUUUAUCAGAAUAACAUAAAACAAAUAUUAAAUGUAAAAUAUUUGAAUGAAUACAACAUAACAACUACUUUCCAAGAAUAUAAUUUUUAUACAAUAAAAGAAGAUAAUUAUAAUUACAUAUGUAACAAUAGUAUACUUCCUUUAGUAGCAACUAUGUCUAUAUAUGAGCCAAAUUUUUUAAAUUAUAUUUUAAUAUCUUUUAUUUCAUACUUUGGAAUAAAUAUUUCAAUUUUUCUAUCAGCUAUUUAUGAACAUUUCAAAUAUAUACAUAAUAAAAAUAUUACAAUGUCAUCCUUAAUAUUUAUAUAUAUGUUAAAUCAGAAUUAUAUAUUUAGAAAUUUUUCAGCGAUUUUUGUUUUUCAAAAUUUCUCAAAUAUAUUGUCUAUAGACAAAUUUGAACAAUUUGUUUAUGGGAAAAAUAAAUCAGCUCAUUUAUUUAUUUCUGAAAAAAAUGAUAGCAUUGUUAUAAUAAUCGAAUUAACAAAAUUAAUAAAUAAUAUAUUAAAUACAAAUAAGGAUAUAUAUAUCGAAAAAAAACACAUUUUGCAUUUAACUACAGCAACUUCAAAUUUAAUUGGAAAUAAAAUAUAUAAUUCAUAUAAUUAUAACACUACAAUGCGUGCCAUCUUAAAAUACGACGAGUUUACAGAUCUCUGUGACAAAAUUAUGGAUGCUAUAUUACUAUAUAUACUAGAUUCUGGUGAUCCAGAAAAAAAAAACAGAAACCAAAUUAUAUUGAAUUAUUUAAAAGAAAACAUAGACGGAAUGAAUAUCGCUUUAAUUAAUAUGUGCAAAAAAUAUGGCAUUCGUUUUUAA